Molecule: messenger RNA, 1842 nt
Organism: Ficedula albicollis (Collared flycatcher)
Lineage: Eukaryota; Metazoa; Chordata; Aves; Passeriformes; Muscicapidae
Gene: HDAC8
Product: histone deacetylase 8
Exons: 10
Coding region: 280-1311 (343 amino acids)
Molecular function (GO): histone deacetylase activity
Source: RefSeq, a predicted model, not a curated record
GAGCGGGGAGGGCCCGUCUGUGCCUUCGCAUCGCCCCCGGCGGCGCGGGCUCGGACGCUGAAGCGACGCUUCCUUCCCCGGGAAGCCGUGCGCCUCCGCCCGGGACAGCGGAAGGGAAGGCCCUUUGGCACGGCAUGGGCACGGCCGGAGAGCCGGAGAUGGGACCCGGGCAGGGACACUCGCUGCUGGGAGGAGUCUGAGCCUCGCCCGCGAGUUCUUGGGCUCCCGGUUGCUGGCUAUUUCCUGCUCUCACAGUCUUAUUCUUCUCUUUAGGCCAGCAUGGUGCAUUCACUGAUUGAAGCGUAUUGCUUACUUGACCAGAUGAAGAUAGUCAAGCCAAAAGUGGCGUCCAUGGAGGAAAUGGCAAGUUUCCACACAGAUGCUUACCUGCAGCACCUGCAGAAGGUCAGUGAGGAGGGGGAUGAUGACCACCCGGAGUCUGUGGAGUAUGGACUGGGUUACGACUGUCCAGCCACUGAAGGGAUCUUUGAGUAUGCAGCAGCCGUGGGAGGAGCCACCAUCACUGCAGCCCAGUGCCUGCUGGAUGGCAAGUGCAAGGUAGCAAUUAACUGGCCUGGAGGGUGGCAUCAUGCAAAGAAACAUUGUUUUCACAGGGAUGAAGCUUCUGGCUUCUGUUACCUGAAUGACGCUGUCUUGGGGAUCCUGCGGCUGCGCCAGAAAUUUGACCGUGUUCUUUAUAUUGAUUUGGAUUUGCAUCAUGGGGAUGGAGUUGAGGAUGCCUUUAGUUUCACCUCGAAAGUCAUGACUGUUUCUCUGCACAAAUUUUCACCAGGAUUUUUCCCAGGCACUGGUGAUGUGACAGAUGUUGGCCUGGGAAAAGGUCGCUAUUACAGCGUGAAUGUACCCAUUCAAGAUGGCAUUCGGGAUGAAAAAUAUUACCAGAUCUGUGAAUCAGUGCUGGAGGAGGUGUAUGCUGCCUUCAACCCCGAUGCCGUUGUGCUGCAGCUGGGGGCAGACACCAUUGCUGGAGACCCCAUGUGCUCUUUCAACAUGACACCCGAGGGAGUGGGCAAGUGCCUCAAGUAUGUCCUUCAGUGGCAGCUGGCAACUCUUGUCCUGGGAGGAGGAGGUUACAACCUUGCCAACACGGCCCGCUGCUGGACAUACUUGACUGGGGUCAUCCUUGGGAGAACACUGUCCUCUGAGAUCCCUGAUCAUGAGUUCUUUACAGAGUAUGGUCCUGAUUAUGUGCUGGAGAUCACGCCAAGCUGCAGACCAGACCGCAAUGAGACACAGAGAAUUAAAGAAAUUCUGAACUCUAUCAAAGGGAAUCUGAAGCACGUUGUUUAGCAGAAAAGGAAGGCUCAGGCAAGAGCAUUUCCUGUGGAGAAGACAGUAUAUUUAUGUGAACAACUGGUGAAAUUUGUGGCUGCAGGGAAACUUUCAAAGAAAGUACUGUUGAUUGGUUGGUUGGUUGGUUUUUUUUCCUCUUUAAAGAAGAAAAGCUGCUGCAUGCCACAAGCACCAUAUCUCUCCCCAGGCAGGAGUGUGGGCCCUCCAGCCACAGCCUUCCAGUGCUGGCCCUCCAGCUACAGCCUUCCAGUGCUGGCAGAGCCUCCCCUGCUCCUUUCUCUUUCCUUUUUUAACAACAUAGUUUGUUCUCACAACUGCUUUUAAAUGUAUUUUAAGAGAGGGGCUGCUCAGAGCUGUGAGUCCUCCCCAGCUGGAUCCCAGUGCUGUGUUACCUGCCUGGCAGGGCCACAGCCUCAGAGAGCUGCCCACUCGUGAAGUACAGCCUGAGGACUACCCUGGGGCACCACAGGUUGUGUCUCUUACCCACAAAAAGGCCACAGCCAUUGUGUUUUUAACUGAGAAUUUUUA